Chaetura pelagica (chimney swift) is the source of this 1146-nucleotide messenger RNA. It is a transcript of the gene GLT8D1, whose product is annotated as glycosyltransferase 8 domain containing 1. Lineage: Eukaryota; Metazoa; Chordata; Aves; Apodiformes; Apodidae. Gene Ontology annotation, molecular function: glycosyltransferase activity. Gene Ontology annotation, cellular component: Golgi apparatus. Bases 1 to 1119 code for a protein of 372 amino acids. The transcript is spliced from 9 exons. The record is from RefSeq and is a predicted model, not a curated record.
AUGACAUUAAGGAAAGUGAACAUUUCCAUCCUUAUAGUGGCUGUUGUCAUAUUUUUGCUAGUUCUUCAUCAUAAUUUCCUAGGCCUCAGUGACUUCUUGAAACGGGAAUUGUCAGAUUCAAACCCGUUAGGACUUCAGCCGAUAGAUUUCAUACCUGCAGUUCCCCAGAGGCUGGCAGAUGCAAGGAAUGAUAAGGAGAUCUCUGUGGUCAUUGCAGCAUCAGAUGAAAGGCUCGGGGGUGCUAUUGCAGCCAUGAACAGUAUUUACCGUCACACCAGAUCCAACGUGGUUUUCUACAUUGUUACUUUGAAUGAUACUGUGGAUCACUUGAGGCUGUGGCUGAGUAACACUGCUCUGAAAAACCUGAGAUACCGAAUUUUGGAUUUUGAUCCUCGAGUCUUAGAAGGGAAAGUACAAGUGGAUCCUCAAAAGGCAGACACCUUAAAACCAUUAACCUUUGCAAGAUUCUACUUGCCCAGCUUGGUCCCUCAUGCAGAGAAGGCCAUCUAUGUGGAUGAUGAUGUAAUAGUGCAAGAUGAUAUUCUUGAACUUUACAACACUCCAUUGAAACCUGGACAUGCAGCUGCAUUUUCAGAUGAUUGUGACUCAACCACUAAUAAAGUUGCUGUCCGUGGAGCAGGCAAUCAGUAUAAUUACAUUGGGUUUCUAGAUUACAAAAAAGAAACCAUCCGAAAGCUUGCCAUGAAAGCCAACACCUGCUCUUUCAAUCCAGGAGUUUUUGUUGCCAAUUUGACAGAGUGGAAAUUACAGAACAUCACUAAGCAACUGGAGAAGUGGAUGACACUCAACGUAGAAGAGGAACUUUACAGUAGGACUCUGGCUGGCAGCAUCACAACACCUCCACUGCUGAUUGUAUUUUACAAGCAACAUUCCAGUAUUGACCCCAUGUGGAAUGUCCGGCACCUUGGGUCUAGUGCUGGUAAAAGGUACUCUCCUCAGUUUGUGAAAGCUGCCAAGCUGCUCCAUUGGAAUGGACAUUUCAAACCCUGGGGAAGAACAGCUUCAUAUGCUGAAGUCUGGGAGAAGUGGUACAUCCCUGACCCCACCGGCAAGUUCAGCCUGAUCCGUAGGCAUUCAGAAGCCUAUGAAGCAAAGUAGCGUCAAUUUUAAUAACUGAUGGCAUUU